Syngnathoides biaculeatus (alligator pipefish) is the source of this 1093-nucleotide messenger RNA. RefSeq lists its product as uncharacterized. Bases 59 to 835 code for a protein of 258 amino acids. The record is from RefSeq and is a predicted model, not a curated record. NCBI's taxonomy places the organism in Eukaryota, Metazoa, Chordata, Actinopteri, Syngnathiformes, Syngnathidae. Gene Ontology annotation, biological process: negative regulation of endopeptidase activity. Gene Ontology annotation, cellular component: extracellular region. Gene Ontology annotation, molecular function: endopeptidase inhibitor activity. The transcript is spliced from 6 exons.
AGGUGAUGGGCAUUUCUCCUUCACUGUGAUUGGUCGUCAGAACCCCUCAGCCUGGUUAAUGUCCGUGUGCGCCAUGUCUGCUGUGUACUGGUUCCAGUCCUUCUUUCUUAUCACGAUGACUCACCUAGUAGUGGUUCUCCUCUGGUGUGAAGCAGCACUUCCUGGCCUCCUUGCAGUUGCAUCUUUGCCGGCAGUCACUUGUGACGAGGAAAGUGUGGCUGCGGCCACAAGCCUUGGUGUCCAACACAUCAAUGCAAAGCACAAGCAUGGAUUCAGGUUCAAGCUACAAGAGGUCCAGAGCAGCAAAUAUCAACAGGUCUCAGGAGGUUGCCACAUAGAUGUGAACGUAAAGCUGGCGCAGACCAAAUGUUAUGUCACCAACCCCAAACCUGACAACCAAUCCUUGAAGGCCGUUAAUGAUUCUGUGUUCAAGUUUAACCGGGAGGGCAAACAGGAGAAAUACUUUACCCUGAUGGAAGUCGCUUGUGUGACGUUGGGGUCCGUUCCAACCAUCGGCAUGAUUACCUCAUUCAAGUUUGCCCUGGUUGAGACCACCUGUCCUAGAGAAGCCAGGAAUACUUUUGGGGCAUGCACGCCUCUCUGUCCUGACAGAGCUAAUCACACCUUUUGUCAAACCUUCUAUUACAACUCGUACAGACAAGUGGGAGAACUUGACUGUGAAUUAUAUCCACCCAGGAAUCCAGGCCCUUACCCAACUGAUGUUCCAGAACCUGUAUGCAGCCCGUUGUUCCACGAAAGCCCAGAAGCUUGUUUGCAAGGAGCGUCUGAACUACCCCCAAUAAGGCUAUCCAUCACAUUUGUCCCUUCCCGCUAAAGUGAUUUCAUUGCUUGUCAACGAUUGUAAUAAAAGUACUUUGUCACCUCUGUGAUCGUUCUUGCUCAAACACUUCAUGGCUUUAGUUUUUCUUUAAGUUACCUUUUUGUAAUGCUUGUCUUGGUCAAUUCAAAAUUUUAGUGGUACAUUUUAAGUACUUAACUGAUUACUGGACCUCACUUGCAGCUCACAUCUUGACUAAUUGCACAUGGAAUCUGUUCCUGGCUUCCCCUAAAUGUUUUUGAGAAUAAAGGGGUA